UUCCUUCGUCGGGGCACGAAAAGUUGUGUGAGGAAAAGCUAAAAACAUUCCAUCGACUCCAUUUCCAAAGUGCAGUUGGGAUUUUGGUUGUGUGCAACGAAAGUUUCAUUUUCCCCGUAGUUGAUUGCAAAAGUGCCUCUCGCCAGUGUGGGUGUGUGUGCAUUAGAACGAGAACAUUUCCGACUCAAUUGUCCAGCAGAGGAGCGAAAAAGAAAAGAAACGAACGAAGGGAGUGGAGAACAAUUUCACAACAAAGGCGGCGGUCAAGUUUUUCACCGAGUUUGCCGUUUGUAGCAGACACACACGCACGCACACGCACGCGCUCGUUCGACAGUGUGUAUUGGGUUGAAAAUUCGUGCGGCAAAGUAAAGCGCAAAAAUGGUCGUCGUCACUAAGCCGGCGCUGAAAAAGGUGGAAAAGUCGAUUCUGCCCUUGGUGCACCCACACCCGGACGCCGCCCCGACCGCUCCGGCCGACGAUGGCAACAAUUCGACCGCCUCGAACAUUAUUCUGCUGCGCCGCGGUCGCCAGCUGAAGCCGGCCACCGCUGCCAUCCUGCUGCUGGUCGCCCUGCUCGGCUUCUCGAUGGGCACGAUCGGCGGUCUGUUCUACUACCGCCAGUAUGCGCAGGCCCGCAACCACAUGCGCUACCACGGCUUCUGCAAGAUCCCGUACGAUGCGAGCAACUUCGAGUCGCUGUACCGCUCGAUGAAUGCCGAUCGCGAUACCGAGCUGCUGCGCCAGUUCCGCAUCUUCGAGAUGCCGCGUGCGCUGAACCAGGACGCCUCCGGCUCGGACGAUUCGCAGUCGAACGAGAACGGCGCCAACAACAACGACAACGGCAACAACGCGGAUGAGUUCUUCCGCGAGGAGUUUGAGCUGGGCCUGUCCGACGAGGAGAACUACUCGAAGAUCGAUGUGCCGGUGUUCCGCGGCCAGCGGCCGGCCCGCUUCCUGCACGACUUCACCUUCAACCAGUCGGGCAUCAUCGAUAGUGUGGCGCGCCGCUGCUUCAUCAUGCCGCUCGAUCGUGAAACGGUGCUGCCCCCGCAGUCACUGCGCGAUCUGGUGAUGAAGAUGCAGCUCGGCUACUACAACAUCGACACGAGCGUGCUGAAGAAGACGAUGCGCGUGGUGACGCCCGAGCUGACCGACUUUACCGACGUGUCGCCCCGCAUCACGAAGGAGUGCGUGGACAUGAAGAUCUACCAGCUGGAGAAGGUCGUCACUGGUGUGUACAAGCGUUCCACCGACAUUCAGGAGCGUGCCAAGUUUGCCGAGUUCGGCGGUAACCACAUCUCGCUCAUCGACAUCGCCAACCUGGACGAGCUGAACUAGAAUAGCAGUGACGGUGUGGAAGGGAUUGUAUUAUUGUAGGAGGGGGAUCGCCGCACGGGGAAGGAGGGAAGCAGACACACAAUGAAAGACUUUGCGCCAAACGGAACGCAUUUGUGGUGUGUCUGUGGGGGAUGAGCGUUGUUCCUAGUGUGUGUGCGAGCGCGCAUAAGGGAAAUAGAAAAGGAUAGUAUUUUAUAUGUUGUUUUUUUUUUUGUUCAGAAUAUUCAGUGAAUGACACAUUAAUGCAAGUAUUAGUACACACGGCAAAAAGAGCGGGGUAGCAGGCAAGGGUAGGAGAGGAAGCCACAUGGCUCCUACUCUUUGUUUUACGUGUACUGUGGUGUUUCUUCGGCUGAGAAUGCAAUGCCCCCUGGCGAUUGCAGUAUAAUGGGGCAAAAUGUUGAAACCAUAUAGAUUAUACUCUAAUGGCCUCUAAAGCAACGACUUUUUAUCUGUAUUUCUGUGUGUGUGUCCCUAUUGUCGUCCCGUUUAAAUUGCAAAUUUGUUCGUUGGAAGAAAGCAAAAAAAGAAGAGUAACGUUUCACGCUUUCAUCUUCACAUCCAAUUUGAAACAGUUUUGUUUGUUGAUACAUUGAGCUUCUUUUUUCUAUUAUAAAACCAUGUUUUGUCUAAACUGGAUAUAAAUUUGGUUAAAGUUUUUACGAAUCGUAUGUAAGGAUGAUGAAUCAAAUAUUUAAGAAUAUGAAACGAACACACACAUAACAUUGGAUGGUGUAAACACAUGCUUUCGGUCCUGGUGGUUUCGCUCCCCUUGUACUCUUGUCCUUGUCUAAUGACAAAAUAACCCUUUUAACUGGAAUUAAUACUAACAUUUGUAGAACAAUACUGUCCUCCGUCGCAGACCGACUUGGUUGUGUGUGUGUGUGCUGAGUACAAUUUUAUAAUUUUCAUACAAUAUGCAUACCACAUCAUGCACCGAUUGGUAACACAACCUUGCUCCCAAAUCACAACCCACAGAGACAUUUAAAACGAGUAAAAAGACACAUUCCUUGCUGCUUGUAGUAAUGAAAUCAAUAACCAACCCUCCUCCUCCCCCUCCGGCAUUGGUGUGUCUUUGGGCAAAAGAAGUAAAUGAAAGUAUCUAUUUUUACUAUAAAAAUCCUUCCUUCUUCUGCAGGAGCGAAACAGACAGACAGAGUAUAUAAAUGGUGGGAUUUACUUGCAAACUCUAGCACGCAAACAAACAAACAAACAAACAAACAAAAAGCAGGAAAGACAAGAGAACGGGAUAGGAGGAGGAGGGAUGUGAAACAUAAUAAAAGCAGAGAUAGCGAGAGAGCAAAACAAAGUAA
This is a messenger RNA of Anopheles merus, 2651 nucleotides long. RefSeq lists its product as uncharacterized. The transcript is spliced from 3 exons. Bases 379 to 1338 code for a protein of 319 amino acids. Gene Ontology annotation, biological process: negative regulation of amyloid precursor protein biosynthetic process. The record is from RefSeq and is a predicted model, not a curated record. Gene Ontology annotation, molecular function: amyloid-beta binding. Gene Ontology annotation, cellular component: plasma membrane; Golgi apparatus; extracellular exosome. Lineage: Eukaryota; Metazoa; Arthropoda; Insecta; Diptera; Culicidae.